UGGUGGACUGACCUGAAACAAUCACAGAAAAACACUCUGUUUUGUUUUUUUGUUUUUUUCUUUUGGUGUUUUUCCCCAGUCCUGGUUGACGUCCACUCCACUCUGCAGCGACACCUCAUCCGUCCACAUACAUAAAAAUGUUCCUGUAUGUCCUGGGCCUCGUCGCUGUUUGGUUCAUCUAUCGCUGGUUGAAGGAAACCCAAAGGGUCCCCAACAAGGAAGAUAAAUAUGUCUACGUAACCGGCUGUGACAGUGGUUUUGGGAACCUUCUGGCUCGACACCUGGACAAGCUGGGUUUCCGUGUGGUUGCUGCGUGUUACACUGAGAAAGGCGAGGAUGAGCUGAAGAAGAUGACCUCUGACAGACUGACAACCAUCCACCUCGAUGUGACCGACUCAGAAAGUGUCAAAAAAGCAGCAGCUGUUAUUGAAACUCUGGUUGGACAGAAGGGAUUGUGGGCUGUCGUAAACAACGCCGGCGUCGCUUUUCCGUCCGCCCCCCACGACUGGCUCAAGAUAGACGACUACAAGAGCAUGCUUGCGGUCAAUCUCCUCGGCGUCAUCGACGUGACUCUGAGCGUCCUCCCUCUGAUUAAAAAAGCCAAAGGGAGAGUGGUGAAUGUGGCCAGUGUGUUUGGGAGAAUCAGUCCGUUUGGUGGAGCCUAUUGUGUGUCCAAGUACGGCGUGGAGGCCUUCAAUGACAGUCUGCGACUUAACAUGGCACCAUUUGGAGUCAAAGUGUGCUGCAUUGAACCAGGGUUCUUCAAAACAAACGUGACUAAUAAAACCCUGGUAAAAAAUAAUGUGAACGAGCUGUGGGACAGAUUACCUCAGGAGAUGAAGGACGACUAUGGAGAGGAAUACCUGAAGAUAUUUUAUGAGUCUAUGGAUCAGAGGUUUAAGCAGCUGAUUGACGCAGACCUGAUGAAGGUGGUCAGCUGUAUGGAGCACGCCAUCUCCGCCGUUCACCCUCGGACCCGUUACUCUCCAGGAUGGGACGCCAAGACCAUCUGGCUGCCGCUGUCGUACAUGCCGACCUGGAUCACGGAUGGAUUUUUCCUUAAAUACAGCCCCAAACCAAAAGUGUCGACACUGAAGUGAGGGGUUGUGUUGUAUGUUUAUGUCUGUGCCUUAUUUUCACUGUAAAACCUGUGAAAACAUGAAACACACAAGUCCUGUACUCUAAUAAAAUAAAAACGUCUAGGUAAUAUUAAAGCCUCCAAUUUGUCUCCAGAUCUGCUCUAUUAGUGACCUUUGACCCUUGCCUUCCAGAUCACAGUAAACCCUUUAAAUCAUUCACUAAACUAUCUUUUCUGUCUUACAGUCCCUACUCAACAUUUGUCUUUUAUUGACUUUUUUUUUUUUUCUUUUCACCUUAACAUUCACUCGGCCUUUAUGAUCAAAUAAACAGUCGUCAGUUCUCUGUAA
Messenger RNA from Sphaeramia orbicularis (orbiculate cardinalfish), 1427 nucleotides. RefSeq names its product dehydrogenase/reductase (SDR family) member 9 (gene dhrs9). The transcript has 5 exons. Gene Ontology annotation, biological process: steroid metabolic process. Bases 138 to 1100 code for a protein of 320 amino acids. Gene Ontology annotation, molecular function: oxidoreductase activity. The record is from RefSeq and is a predicted model, not a curated record. Lineage: Eukaryota; Metazoa; Chordata; Actinopteri; Kurtiformes; Apogonidae. Gene Ontology annotation, cellular component: intracellular membrane-bounded organelle.